This is a messenger RNA of Lathyrus oleraceus (garden pea), 1035 nucleotides long. RefSeq lists its product as uncharacterized. Gene Ontology annotation, biological process: maturation of SSU-rRNA from tricistronic rRNA transcript (SSU-rRNA, 5.8S rRNA, LSU-rRNA); positive regulation of transcription by RNA polymerase I. The transcript has a single exon. Lineage: Eukaryota; Viridiplantae; Streptophyta; Magnoliopsida; Fabales; Fabaceae. The record is from RefSeq and is a predicted model, not a curated record. Gene Ontology annotation, cellular component: 90S preribosome; small-subunit processome; t-UTP complex. Gene Ontology annotation, molecular function: snoRNA binding. Bases 133 to 1029 code for a protein of 298 amino acids.
UUAGGAAUUAUAAGAAUGAUUUGUUCAGCCACCGAAGUAAAGAGUUGGAUAGAGAGUUAAUGGGGAUUGAACAGAAUAAUUAACUGAAUGUGUUGAUUAAUUCGUGUUUAAAAACUUGUUUCUGGAUUUUUUAUGCUUCCGUCUGCACUUCAAACUCUUGAAUAUUUGAUACGAAGACACAAGAUUCACGUGUACAACAAUGAGGGUUUGAUAUUGUGCGCAUUGCCAUACCACGACACACAUGCAUUUGUUCGAGUAGUACAGAUACUUGAUAUAAGGAAUGGUACAUGGGGGUUUCUGGAGGGUGUGAAGGUCUCUGGUGCACCGCCACCUAGAAUGGUUAUAGUGCAACAAUGCCGUCGUGAUAAGGGUGUAUUAGAAGUUCCAUGCAACUACGCAUCUCCAUCUAAAAAGUCUCAACCUUCGAAGAAUGUAAUUGGCUUUUGUACUGCCGUUUUCAUUGAACUUUUGGGGACUGUUGUGACCGUUGAUGAUGAUAUUGUCAAGAGAAUACUUCCUUUUGUGGUCUCUGGUCUUCAGUCAGGUGUUAAGGGGCUUUCAGAUCACAAGGCCGAUCCAUUGAUGAUAGUUGGCUUACUUGGGAAUAAAGCUGCAUUGGCUUCUAAACUUUUGAAUAUUUUGAUACGUUCAGUUGCCGAGGUUGCUCGGGAGGAGGCUAAUGCGUUGAUAGAUCUUCAUUGGUUUCGGUUGUCCCUUACUGCCUUAAUCAAUCUUGUCCGGUCCCAAAAUGUUCAAAUACUUCCAAUAAAGGCCUUGGAGAUUUUAAAGGAACUAAGGGAUCUGCCAGGGGUUUUAUUAGAAUUGUCCAAGGAGUUCAACAUUGAAAAGUUUCUUGUUGUUUUAUUGGACUCCCUAAUUGACUGCAGUUCUAAAGAUGAAUACUGCCAGCAGGCUUUGCUGUCCUUGAUAGAAAAGGUCCCCAUAAAUGAUUCUGUUCAUCAUGUGGUCACCAAAAUCCUAUCAACUUGUGUGAAACUAUCGCAAAAGUUGAUGACUCGAUUUCUUUGAUGUCAG